UCCGGUCAAAAGGAGGAAAAAAGAGAAAAAAAUAACUGUCGAGAACUGCCGACUCUCACUUUUUUAUUCUGUAAAUUUCGGUGGUAUUAAAGCCCGUAAGUAUCCACGUUCAUUUUAAAUAGCUUGUGAGGAAGAAUCUCACCGGCUGGGAUUAACCGGUAACGUUGCAGGUGUAUUUUUGUUUCUCCGCCCACUCCGGAAAACUCCGCCGAGUCGUCGUUAUUUUUAUUUUCUACGGUGACGUGGAGUCAAAGCCCUUCUUCUUCCUCCACUCUGCCCCAUGUGUCUAUAAAAGUACUCAGUGUACCCGGAUAUGAACGUGGUGAUCAUACGUUGACCGAGAAUAACCAAGAUGCCCGGCUGUGCGGCUGAAUCUGCGCACUGAGCUCCGCUGUCGGCCGAGAGGAGAGCAGACUGCUGGGGCCUGGAGUCCGAGGAAGCCGGCGGACGGACAGGGUUUGUUGGAUCUGCAGCAUCGGGACGGACGACAGAGGGAACGGGCGAUGCAUCGCGGACCAGGACGCGUGUCGGGUGGCUGUCAGAGGACGAUGGCGCUGCACUCUGUCCUGAUCCUGUUCUUGUUCUCAGGCUGGGCGGUGGGCUACAAGCAGGGAGACAAUGUGACUCUUUACGUCAACAAAGUGGGCCCCUAUCAUAACCCCCAGGAGACAUAUCAUUAUUACACCUUACCUGUGUGCAGACCGGAGAAGGUGCACCACAAGUCUCUGAGUCUGGGAGAAGUGCUGGACGGUGACAGAAUGGCCGAGUCGUUAUAUCACAUCCGCUUCAGGGAGAACGUGGAGAAAAAAACUCUGUGCCAGCUCACGCUCUCAGAGAAGCAGGUGGACGAGCUUCGUGAGGCCAUCGAGGAGCUGUACUACUUUGAAUUUGUCCUGGAUGAUAUUCCAAUCUGGGGGUUUGUGGGAUACAUAGAGGAGAGUGGCUUCUUGCCUCACAGCCACAAGGUGGGUUUGUGGACUCACCUGGAUUUCAAUAUCGAGUACAACGGUGACUCUGUGAUCUUCGCCAAUGUCUCAGUAAAGGAUGUCAAGCCUGUUCCCUUAGAGGAAGGGGCAGGUGCAGCAGUGGGGGGUGUUGGGGUGGGUGGAGGCAGCCUGACGGUGACCCACACCUACAGCGUGCACUGGUUUGAAUCUACUCUGGUUUAUUCCCGGAGAGCCGAGCGUCUCAGAGACUACUCGUUCUUCCCCAAAACACUGGAGAUCCACUGGCUGUCCAUCAUUAACUCGCUGGUGCUGGUGGUGCUGCUUCUUGGCUUCGUCAUCAUCAUCCUCAUGAGAGUCCUUAAGAAUGAUUUUGCCAGGUACAAUGUGGAAGAGGAGGGUGGCUGUGACGAUCUGGACCAAGGAGACAACGGUUGGAAAAUCAUCCACACUGAUGUGUUUAGGUUUCCUCCCUUCAAAAGCUUGCUCUGUGCUGUGCUGGGAGUCGGGGCUCAGUUUCUUACCCUUGCCACAGCCAUAAUUUUCAUGGCGUUGCUGGGAAUGUUCAAUGUGCACCGCCAUGGUGCCAUCAACUCCGCAGCCAUCGUCCUGUACGCUCUGACCAGCUGUGUGUCGGGCUACGUCUCCUGCAGUUUCUACACGCAGAUCAACGGCCAGCGCUGGGUGUGGAACAUCAUCCUCACAUCAUCUCUCUUCUCGGCUCCUCUGUUCCUCACAUGGAGUGUAGUGAACUCCAUCCACUGGUGGAGUGGCUCCACUCAGGCUCUGCCGGCCACUACUGUGCUUCUGCUGCUGGGCGCUUGGUUGCUGGUGGGCUUCCCGCUCACGAUCAUCGGUGGCAUUGUGGGAAAGAACCGAGCUGGCAGCUUCCAGGCGCCUUGCCGCACCCGUAACAUCCCCCGACAGAUCCCAACUCAGCCGUGGUACAAACACACUAUUGUACACAUGGCCAUCGGCGGCUUCCUGCCCUUCAGUGCCAUCUCAGUGGAGCUGUACUACAUCUUUGCCACUGUUUGGGGCAGAGAGCACUACACGCUCUACGGCAUCCUGCUGUGCGUCUUCGCCAUCCUCCUGUCAGUGGGCGCCUGCAUCUCUGUGGCGCUGACCUACUUCCUGCUGUCUGGCGAGGACUACCGAUGGUGGUGGAGGAGCGUGCUGAGCACCGGAUCCACUGGCAUCUUCAUCUUUGUCUACUCUGUUUUCUACUAUAGGAACCGGUCCUCUAUGAGCGGCCUGGUGCAAAGCACAGAGUUCUUCGGGUACUCCCUGCUCACAGCGAUGGUCUUCUCCCUGAUGCUGGGCAGCGUGUCCUUCUGGGCCUCGCUGGCAUUUAUUCGCUACAUCUACCGUAGCCUGAAGAUGGACUAGACAUUACAUUUGAAGCACGCAACUCUAAACAGACAUUUCCUCAUAGCACACAAGGACAAUCUUCAUUCUCCUCUCUUGCUUUCUCAUUCAUACAUACCUGUUGCAUUAAAGGGAGGAGAAACCGGGGCCUUUACCUUGAUUUGAAAGGGGUUAAUAGUUGAACUUGAAUAGCUCUUACUGGCUUGGUGAAUGGACGGAUGAGUUUGGGGAUGGGAUCACAUAGAUUUAUGAUAAAGGGGGAAUUUCUAAACAAAGGGAUGAUUGCUUCCCAUCGGGGAUGAAUGGCUAAAUGUUUGAUUUGCUACUUGAGCGAAUGGGUUUUGUUCAGACUGUGCAGCAUCUGAUUCCCGCGCUUCAUGGAUUUAUCAGGGCUGUGCUGGAGCUAUAGGUUCUAGAUCUCCCACAUUACACUGAUUACAUAAUGAGACCAACUUGUAUUGUAGUUUUGUCUGAUUGUGCAUCAGUGCAAGAGUUAUUACUUGCACUUAUACUCCUCCAAACAUAAGAAAGCGACAAGCUUUUCAGAUAUGAACACGUUGUUUUGCACCGGCCCCUUUGAGCUCCACGUGGCCUCACAGCGGAGAAGAAGAACGAUGUCCUGUAAGCUGAAGAAGGUGGAGGGAGCAAUAUUGUAACUGUAUUCUGUGGUCUCCACUGACUGUGACUUUGGUUCUGAUGUAAAUAUAGUCUUUUCAGUAAAAUGUUUUUAAUACAAUACUGCCAGCAAAGUGCUCUGAGUUUUUCCUCUCCAGAGGUGUUUUGUCAAGACUGUUGAGUAGAACUUCCUUCAUACUGACACCAUAUCCUAUAUGAUAAUAAGAAAUGCUACAUUUCUGCUGUAGUUGAUCUCACAAUCUACAGUGUUGUGCAAACGUUUUGGAC
This is a messenger RNA of Archocentrus centrarchus (flier cichlid), 3215 nucleotides long. It is a transcript of the gene tm9sf1, whose product is annotated as transmembrane 9 superfamily member 1. NCBI's taxonomy places the organism in Eukaryota, Metazoa, Chordata, Actinopteri, Cichliformes, Cichlidae. The coding region runs from base 504 to 2333 and encodes 609 amino acids. Gene Ontology annotation, biological process: protein localization to membrane. The record is from RefSeq and is a predicted model, not a curated record. Gene Ontology annotation, cellular component: membrane. The transcript is spliced from 9 exons.